AUGCCACCAAGAAUACCGAAACGGUCGAUAUAUGCAGAUAUUUAUGUGAAGGGCUCGCAUCGAGCGAGAUUUACACCACGUGUAGCUCGGCCUUGGAGGCCACGUGUGAUUGCUUGGGCUGGGCCUACUGCUUUUUAUCCGAAUAGUCUUAAAGAUUUUGAAAAGCAUCACUCUCUUUCAAAUGAUUCUGUAUUGGAUACAACAGCAGAAAAUGAUCAGCGAAAUAGUUAUGCAAGGAUAAUCCCCUCGCUCUAUAUCAAAACUCGACCUUCAAGAAAAUUCUAUGAAAUGGAUAAAUGGUACAAAGCAAGAAUCACAAAACCUGAAAUAAUUCCGCAAUUGCACGUUAUUGAUCCAGACAAAUACACGGCUACGAUCGAAGAACGUUUGCAGGAACCGGAAGUUAAAGAAGCUGCAAUUAAUAUUGGAUAUAAAGAAAAAAUUUUGCCUGUUCAAAAACCGAGUAUUUCAAAGGAGGAAAUUGAAAGAUUGUCGUGGAAAAGGCAAUUGAAAAUAGAUCUCAAUCUGUUAAAUCAUUAUCAGAGAAAUAUUGUCAAGCAUUAUCGGAUUUUUGAUGAUUUAUUUGGUGAAGGAGUAUAUUUCAAUAUAACCCAAAUUAUGCGAACGAAAUUUGGCAAGAACAUUGCUUAUUAUGGAAAUAUUUUAGAAGCUAGCCAUGCCAAAGAGAAACCUUCUAUAACAAUUGAAUCUGUCGGACAUGGUUAUAACACUUUAAUGAUUAUAAAUCUUGAUGGAAAUCCCUAUUUAUCCAAUACUGAACUUCUUCACUGGUUCGUUUCAAAUAUCGAAGAUGGCAAAUCAGUCGCGGAAGGUACUGAGGAAGUUCCUUAUUUACAACCUCUUCCUUUUAAAAACACUGGAUACCACAGGCUUGCAAUAAUCCUCUUUCAUCAUGAAAAGCAAAUUGAUUUUACAGCAUAUAGGCCAAAAAGCAACAGUUUAUUUGAUCGAUCGUUCAAGAUGCAAAAAUUUUAUAAAUUAAAUGAAGAUGAAAUUACGCCAUCAUCUAUAUCUUUCAUACAAGUAAUUUGGGAUAUGUCUGUCAAUUAUGCUUUACACACUUUAGGUAUUUUUACACGUUCUAUUCAUUCUAUUCCAUUUUACAUUUAUCUUUCCUCCGAAAAUACUAACGAUUCAGAAGAAAUAAUCUUCUGA
Dracunculus medinensis (Guinea worm) is the source of this 1176-nucleotide messenger RNA. The record is from the annotation of a GenBank genome assembly. Lineage: Eukaryota; Metazoa; Nematoda; Chromadorea; Rhabditida; Dracunculidae.